Molecule: messenger RNA, 2454 nt
Organism: Trametes versicolor FP-101664 SS1
Lineage: Eukaryota; Fungi; Basidiomycota; Agaricomycetes; Polyporales; Polyporaceae
Exons: 7
Coding region: 1-2454 (817 amino acids)
Source: RefSeq, a predicted model, not a curated record
AUGUACCUUGCGGGCGUCAUUCCGGGUCCGACCAAACCUUCCACGGAGCAGAUCAACCACUUCCUGGCGAUCCUUGUGGACGAGCUCUUGCAGUUCUGGAAUCCAGGCGUCAGCUACUCGCGCACCGCCAAGGUUCCGUAUGGGCGUCUCGUCCGUGCGGCUCUCAUUCCCCUCGUCUGCGAUCUCCCAGCCGCUAGACAGAUGGCAGGGCUAGGUGCUCACAACCACUCCCAAGUUCUGUGUAGCUGCUGUCACAUCAAACCAGAAGACAUUGAAAACACCGAUCGUUCCGCCUUCGGCCUUCGUAGUACGAAAGCCCAUCGCGCCGCGGCAUCAGCCUGGCUCAACGCACAAUCCUCUCUCGAUCGCGAACAGAUGUUCCGUAGCAAUGGUAUACGCUACUCCGAGCUGCUUCGCCUUCCAUAUUGGAACCCUGUGGCGUACGUCGUUGUGGAUUCAAUGCACGACCUCUACCUCGGCAUUCUACAGCGCCAUAUCCGCGAUUUCUGGGCAAUCAGCUCCCCCCGCCCCUCCGGCGAAAUGAUGGAGUUUGGCCUUGAUCAAUUGCUCCACGGCACCGAAAGAGACCUUCGGGAGUGUGGUAAAGGUGUCUUGUAUCAUCUGUGCUCGGAUAGAGGUAUCAGACGUGCAGGGACGGUGUCCAUCCUUCUGAAGAAUCUCGGACGAUGGCGACAGAAGGAAGGCUUGCCCAAGCCUCGUCCCGCUGGAUCUACGCCGUUGGCCUUCCCCGAGUCCUCUAGCAGAACUAUGCGGCGCACUCGCGCCAGAGUUGUUAGCAAAGAGGAGCUCGAUACGGCAGAACUCUUGCUAAGCACCACCGCCUCGUGCAACUCUUUCGCAAAAAAGACGAAUGUAGACGUCUUGAUAGCGAUGUGCGCCUCACGGAAGCUGGACACCGGCGGAAAGAAACGCGGUGCAGAGCACACGAAUGUUUCGGAAACUGUCGGCCAAACCGCAACAGCCCGUGGAAGUAUACCAGAUCUGAUAGUGGACGCACCGCAAGCCGACGACGCACAGAUGGCAGGGGCAGGAGUAGAAGAGGACGGCCGACAGCUAGCUCACGCGCUCUUCUGGAAGGACAGCGACGGAGACGAGCAACCUUUACCAGGAACUGCCGCACUCGGACGAGAGACAAUGCGAGAAUAUGUCAAUGAUAGGCAACGCAUCGAGCUCCCCCGAUGGGUGAACCCCGCUCCGGUCGCCUUCGGCACCUCGAAGCAUGGGAAGCUUAGCGCCGAUCAGUGGCGAACGGUCGCCAUCAUCCAUCUUCCGAUCACACUCAUCCGCACCUGGGGUACUGAAUCUGGCCGCCGUCUUGAUAUGCUGAAGAACUUCUUGCACGUGGUGGACGCGAUAGAAACGCUAGGGCUUCUCGAGAUCGAUGAAGAGAGGAUUGCACAUGCACACGCACAGCUGGUGAAAUACCUCGAAGGCGUGAAGGAACUGUACAAGGGUGCCAAGUUACAACCUACCCACCAUCUCGCUCUUCAUCUCGAGCUCUUCCUCCGCUUCUUCGGACCCGUACACUCAUGGCGUUCAUUCGCAUUCGAGCGCAUCAACUUCUUGUUACAGUCUAUCAACAGCAACUCGAAAUUCGGGGAGUUGGAGAUGACGAUGAUGAUGACGAGCUGUCGCUCGGCGAACCUCCGCCCUCUCUUGAAUGCGCCAGUUGUGCGCUUAGCUAUGCCCAUCUUCGUACACGAGUUGGAACGCCUCUCUACGGAGGAACGUCGCGGAAUGCGCCUCGAUGAGGUCAAACGGCUAGUUCCAGACCUAUUGCCACGACAAGAACAGAAGAAGGCCAAGGAAGUGCGAUUGGACGCAGCCACGCUUUCUGGGCUCGCCUAUAGGCUCAACCACGAAGCUCCUGCUCCUGCCUUGGCUGCCGAGGGGAACUCUGCCCGGCCCCGGUUGACGAACCUCUCCCCUAAGGCACAAGUUGUGCCUAAACUCGACGUACGUGGCGUUUUCUACAAGCCCUGGAAGACGGCUCUGGGCGACAGCAAUGUCAUCUUCCACCAUCCGUACACAAGCAGCCAAUCUGCCGGUCGCAUCGAGCAGAUAUUCCUGUACCGGCGACGAUCAAGCGACGGAACCACGUUGGAGGAAACAUUCCUCGCCGUGAAGCAACUCAUGGAGCUGGACGAAGCCGACGCCGUACACGACCCGUAUCGCCGGUUCGGCCGUGUCGGAGGAAGGCUCUGCUCUGCGGAGUACCGCCCUGAGGUACUGAUACUACGGCCAGAAGAUGUUACCUGCCAUUUCGCCAAGACCACCAUGGAGGACAUGAAUCUCUGCCGCUCAUCCCCGGGCGAAGGGAUGAAGAAGCUACAGCAAACUUACAUUCACGUCCGCCCCCUCGAUCGAGUGAGUAAAUCCUACAUUUGUGUUUGGACGCGUAUGUAUAACGCCGCACUUUACAUCAGCUAUUGA